Messenger RNA from Desarmillaria tabescens, 1326 nucleotides. RefSeq lists its product as uncharacterized. The record is from RefSeq and is a predicted model, not a curated record. Bases 1 to 1326 code for a protein of 441 amino acids. The transcript is spliced from 3 exons. Lineage: Eukaryota; Fungi; Basidiomycota; Agaricomycetes; Agaricales; Physalacriaceae.
AUGGAAUGCACCUCUAUCAGCACCAGCGCCUCUACGAUUCGUUCAUUGCACGGUAGUUUCGUCGACCAGAAUGUCUCAAGCGUAUCUCUACCUUCGUCACCGCGUUCCAGCACCAGCGCCCUGCCAUCGCCACCGGACAGCCCGUCUUUGGACUCCGUCUCAUCAUUUCCCUCCGUUUCUUCCUCGUUUUUCUUCAGUUCCACAGGCGCAAGUCCUCCAUCUCAGCAGUCAGAUCAUGGCCGAGACUCAACACAGGGGCUCAUUAUUCCGUCAUUGACACUACCAGAUCCUCUACGCUACCCAACGCCCUAUGGCCAGACUUUGGGAGACAUUCGCCUCAUUACACUUGGGACGAAGGGUGUCGGAAAGAGUUUCCUCACCAAACUGCUACUCGAAGACAACGAGGAUGUGGUAGAUGAGGGCAUCUGGGAAGACGGGGAGUAUGGGAAGGUGGUGCGUGCGUCGACUGAUUGGAUAGACCGACGGGAUGCCCACGGUCUAGAAAAGUUUGAGCCAGCACGGAAUGUCGAGAUUCACGAGUUACCGGGAUACGAGUACACCGACAACGAACUAAUAAUGCAUAUCAAGUCGAUGAUCCAAGCACCUUUUUGUGCUGUAUCUGAUAUCUUGGAUCCAUCAUGCGAUCCUUCUACUGCAUCCACUAACCUCGUGUCGUCGGCUUACACACCGCUCUACACGGCGCUAGUCCUCUUGUUAUCGUCAAAUUCCUCCAUCGAACGGACACUAAUCACGGAGCUGUCCAACUACAUUCCUAUUAUUGCCCUUCCCCAUGUUGAUCACGACGAUGUCAUCUCCCCGUCGAUAUCAUCAUUCCGACCGUCAUCUCCGAUAGCUCUGCGUCAGGGCCUUUUCCGCAGCCCCACAACAUUACUGACCUUAAGAAGUGAAGCUGCUGACCGCUUCUUCCGCUGGCGCGAAGUUUCCUAUCUCACUGAUAGCAUUCGCGCACAGCGCCAACGCCAAGUUUCCACCCGAAGCAAGGCAUGGAAAGAUAAGGAUUGGGAAGCCUUGUUGUCCUACGACGUUGCGAAGAGAUUGAGGGAUCUUGAUAGGAAAUGCGAAACCCAUGCGCCUAGUUUCGAUCAGAAGUCCGAACCAGAUCUACCUUGUUUCGGUGUGCCCGGUUUAGACCCCCUGCACUUCACGUCGCUGUUCAUGUUUUCGAUAUCGAUGCUGGGACCUCUGCAAAGGCGGACGCGGAGAUCUAUUCGGGGUUUCUUAUCAGGCGUGACAAAUUGGAAUGUCUGUGUUGCCCUUGUUGGGGGAUUUUGUAUCGGGUUGGGGAUUGGGAUUUUGCUUAGAUAG